AUGCCCUCCACUCAGAAAAUUGGUUAUUUCAUGGCGUGUGCUUGCUGUUCCUCCAUCUCUGUGGCGCUCCUGGGGUUCGCCAUGUCCCAGACUUGGGCAGAGAGUAAGCUGAAGUGCGCUGGUUUUGAGACUGAAUUUUUCAACGGGACGGGGCUCAUCACAUGGAAGCUUUUCAAGGGCAAUUUUAUACAGUACAGCUGCCCUUUGAUAUCAUCUCCAAAGGGAAAAGACUUUGAUGUGUUCACGGUGUUGAAGGAGAGUGGAGCCCCGGUGGUCCUCUUUGCUGUGGUGGUGCUUCUCUUGGUCUUGUGUCUUCUCUCCACGGCCUUGAGUAUCCUCAUCGCCCUCUACAACAGCGUCAGUAACCCCUACCAGACCUACAUGGGCCCAGUGGGGGUCUACAUCUGCAGCGCCAUCAGCGCCUGCCUCUCGGCCGUGGUCCUCAUCCUGUUCGCCGUGACCCUCACCGGCACAGACGCUGCUGAGAGUGUGGUGCUGAACCUGGCGGGUGACUUGUCGGUGAGGACCCAGAACAGGGUGGCAGUAUUCCAGCUGGGGUACUUCCUGCUCCUCCCGUACACCGCACUGUCCUUGGGGUCCAUCGGCAUCAUCUACUUCUACGACCACGCGGCUUACGCACAGCGCCGAGAGCAGCAGAGACCCACAGAGGACGCGCCCAAAGAAAUCAUGAUGUAUUAA
Messenger RNA from Knipowitschia caucasica, 699 nucleotides. NCBI's taxonomy places the organism in Eukaryota, Metazoa, Chordata, Actinopteri, Gobiiformes, Gobiidae. The record is from the annotation of a GenBank genome assembly.